AUGCCUGCGCGCAGCCGCCACCGCCCCCGCUUCCACUCUGGCUCCCCUCCUCGGGCUCCGCCUCCGCCGCUCGAGGCGCUUCACUCCCGCGAGUCGCGGAGGGUCCCGGACUCCGACGGCGGCUCGGACUCCGACUCGGAGGUGGGUCCGGGGAGCCCCACUCGGACCGCGGAGACCCUGGAAGAAGAAAUGGCCGGUCCUAGUCAACUCUGCAUUCGCCGCUGGACUACCAAGCAUGUAGCUGUUUGGCUGAAGGAUGAAGGCUUCUUUGAAUAUGUGGACAUUUUAUGCAAUAAACACCGACUUGAUGGAAUCACAUUGCUAACGCUGACUGAAUAUGAUCUCCGGUCUCCUCCUCUGGAAAUCAAAGUCUUAGGGGACAUUAAAAGGUUAAUGCUCUCGGUCCGAAAACUGCAGAAAAUACACAUUGAUGUUUUAGAAGAGAUGGGCUACAACAGUGACAGUCCCAUGAGUUCCAUGACCCCUUUCAUCAGUGCUCUUCAGAGUGCAGAGUGGCUCUGUAAUGGGGAGCCUUCACAUGACUGUGAUGGACCCAUCGCUGAUUUGAAUUCUGAUCAGUACCAGUACAUGAAUGGGAAAAACAAACAUUCUAUUCGAAGGUUGGACCCAGAGUACUGGAAGACCAUACUGAGUUGUGUGUAUGUUUUUAUAGUCUUUGGGUUUACAUCUUUCAUUAUGGUUAUAGUCCACGAGCGAGUGCCUGACAUGCAGACGUAUCCACCACUCCCGGAUAUAUUCUUAGACAGUGUUCCUAGAAUCCCAUGGGCCUUUGCCAUGACAGAAGUAUGUGGCAUGAUUCUGUGCUAUAUUUGGCUCCUGGUUCUUCUUCUUCACAAGCACAGGUCAAUACUUCUGCGAAGGCUCUGUAGUCUGAUGGGUACUGUGUUCUUGCUUCGCUGCUUUACCAUGUUUGUGACCUCGCUCUCCGUGCCGGGACAGCACCUGCAAUGUACUGGAAAGAUCUACGGCAGCGUGUGGGAGAAACUGCACCGGGCCUUUGCCAUCUGGAGCGGCUUCGGUAUGACCCUGACCGGCGUGCACACUUGUGGGGAUUACAUGUUCAGUGGCCACACAGUUGUCCUGACGAUGCUGAAUUUCUUUGUCACGGAAUAUACACCAAGAAGCUGGAAUUUCUUGCACACUUUAUCCUGGGUUCUCAACCUCUUUGGAAUCUUCUUCAUUUUGGCUGCCCAUGAACAUUAUUCCAUUGAUGUGUUUAUUGCCUUUUAUAUCACAACAAGACUCUUUUUGUACUACCAUACACUAGCUAACACCAGAGCAUAUCAGCAGAGUAGGAGGGCAAGAAUUUGGUUUCCCAUGUUUUCUUUUUUUGAAUGCAAUGUUAAUGGUACAGUACCUAAUGAAUAUUGUUGGCCGUUUUCAAAACCAGCAAUAAUGAAAAGACUAAUUGGAUGAAGACUAUCUUUGUUAUGAGUUUGUUAUUAAACAUACAGUGGCUGUUGAAAGUGAAUAACUUUGCUUCUCCCCCUUGGUUGUUCCUGGAUGCCUUGCUUUUUGGCUCAUAUGUUAACAAAGUAAUGUUCCCUGUUCUGAGCAAGGCUGUGAUUAUAGAAAGCAAAAAAGAACUACCAAGAGUCCUUAUAAAUCUGUUUGAACAGAAAGCUUAAGUAGAUGUUUUCUGCCCCUUCUCUUUAGACAGAGGUAAUGGGAUUGAUUGAAGCCAGGCUGUUACCCUUACUUGUUGAGUAUUUGCUUAUUGAACUUAAGCAAAUCAACUUAAGCAAUUUGCUGCUUGAAAGCGUUUUUUUUUUUUAUUUCCAGUAGGACUCCAGUCAAGAAAUAAUAUGUUUCGAAUCUCAUUAUCUUCAAAAGAAAAACCCCUACCAAGCAAACAGUUGUACUUGUUCUUUGAACUAAUCUCUGUGUCUUUUUAAAAAUGCAACUCUGGAAAGUGAUCCGUUUUGCUAACAAAUAAUUUUUAUCUUCUGAACCCAUCUUCAAGAAAAGUGUAUUGAACAUAGCAGGAUGCCCGAAAUAAGAAGAGAAAGGGGCCGUACCUGAGGUGACAAAGUACAAAUACAGUACUGGCAUUUUUCACCAAAGAUGCAACAGAAGAUGCAGUUCCUAUUUUGUUCUGAGGGUUCAGGAUUCAUGAGGGGAACAUGGCUGCACCCAUAAAAAUAAAAUUGGCUGAAUUUUAGUGAUAUAGGCACCUGGGAUAACUUUGUGCAAUAGCUGUUAAUUAGAUGGCAGCCCAAUUUUAUCCUUUUGAAUGAUGUUGUUUCAUGAGCAAAACAGUGGAGUGUUUUCCCAGAUGUUAGAUAAAGUCCUUAAGUAGGGAGAUGUGCAUGCAAAAAACAUUUUUUCUCUUUCUGGAAGAAAUUUAUAGCAGGUUGCAGGCAUAAUAUAACUUUUUGGUUUUUGAAAUUUCUCAUUCUUGGUCAUCAGAGGUAAGCGGUCACAGACAUGUUUGGAUCUGAAAAGGUUUUGUUUUUGUUUUUUAAAUUUUUAAAUACAAUUGUGUACAUACAUUCUUUCUAUUUAGACUUAAUUUGGCAGUCAGGAAGUGAUACAAUUUAGUUGCUGUUUACAACACUAGAAAUUUAGUACCUUAUGUAAUUUGAUCUGUGUGAUAACAUUUGUCGCUUUACUUUUAAUAAUUUUAGUUAGUAGCUAUGAUAGUAGGAUGGUUAUGGAAUUGCAAUUUGAACCCCACCUGAUGAGCUUGAUGAGCUUAGCCACUUGGAAUAUUAAUUGUGUAGUUUUUACAUUCCAUUUUAAAACAAGGUGUUAGAAAAGGUGCUGGCAUAUUGAGGUCUAAAAUUAGGCCACUUAGCAGGAAUCUGCUCCUUAGAUGGGUGAAAUAUUUUAUUUUUGCACUUUGAGUCAUAUUCCUACCCCUGUAUAAGCUAUAGAGGAGCCUUGAAUGGAUGGGGCAGGAGAGGAAUAUUAUGUGAACAAGUUUUAGCCAGUGGUAAGUGACCCCAAUUUGAGUCUGCUCUGAACAUUAUUUUUUAUUUCUCACUUGAGAAAUGGCACAAAGCAAUUCAAGUUUUAUUAUGCUUUUAAAUCUCAUACUUCAGAAUCUUACAAUAGCUGAAAUUUUUGAUUCUAUUUCAUGCUAGGGACAGAAAUGCCAACAUUUCAUCUAAGGAAAUUGCAUCAUUAUGAAGGGUGAAGGAGGCUUCCUAUGCCAGUUAGCGUAGUCUGGCGCUUGAGGUCAAAAGAUGUGUUACUGCCAUUGUUUUUCCAAAUGACAGAACAGGACCGAAUUUAGCUAGGGAGGCACUAAUUUUCAGGCUUUUGGAAAAAUGUUUCAAAAAAAAUCUGUGACAAAAUUAAUUCAAGAAUGUUAAGUAGUUAGUGGUCAAACUUCCUAACAUCAGUCUUGUUUCCUUCAUAUGGAUUCUAUUCUAGAACAAAAUAGAAAAAAAUAAAUUAGGACUAAUUUGCAGAGCUAUUGACAUUGAGAGUGCCUAACAGCAGACUACUAUGAAGAUUGUAAAAUAACUUUUCAACCUUGGGUUUAUCAUAUCUGUUUUGAGGAAAAGGUAAGCUAGACUUAUAAUUUAUUGUUAUAACUAUUACAAGGCAAAUGUUUACAUAAAUCAAUCAUCUCUAAGUCUCUUUCUUGGAAAUUGAGACACAGUUCUUUUCCGUUUUUUUUUUUUUUUUUUUUUUUUAACAUGAAACCUACAUUUUAGUUGCUUUUUGUUUUGUCCAGAAAUUUCCAGAUUUUUUCUUUGUAUUUUUUUUCCUUGUUAAAAAUCUAAACCAUAGUGAUGGUAGUAUUAACAUUUACAUUUUGAGAGUGACUGUGGCUAGGUAGAGAAGCUACAUGCCUUAGAUCUACAUAGUUUUUGACCUUGUAUUAGGUUCUACAGUUGCAGACUUGUGAGACGCUUACAUCAUUCAACUCUGAGACCUCAGUAUAGAAGGAAUGAAGAAGGUUUUUGGUUUAGGGAUGCAAACUGGAGAUUAUGUUGAAAGUCUUUGAUGCAUUUUCUAUGUUCCUGGCGACUGUGACCUUUUUCCUUUCCUUCCUUUCUUCUUUCCUUCUUUUCUUCCUUCCUUCCUUCCAGUCCAUGCAGGGCAGUGUUACUAAAGGGUAAUUGAAGUUCUUAGGGAGUAGAAUGUUUUGAAGAAGGCAAGUUUGAUGUUCUCUUGAAACAAUUUGGGAGGAACCUUUUUGGCUAUGCUGCAGAAAUCUCAGCAUGCCUGUCCUCUCCAUAGUUCUCUGUGGCCAGAAUUGCUAGGCAGUUGUAAAAUGACAACUUCCAUAUGUUGGGUCUGUUUAUUAGUAUCUUUUUAAAUCAGGAAGCAAGAGCUUAGCCUUAGAAUUAGUCCGUUAAUAAGUGUGGACUGUUCACCAGAAGAAAAUCCACUGACUGAGAGACCUGCUGGUAAUGUAACUGACGCCGCAAGUGGCAUUCUUCUCUGGCCUGUGCCUGCCUGAUCGUUGUUACUUGCAAUUCCCCAAAAUCCUAUAGUUUGUCAGUGGAGAACAGAGGAGACAAAUGCUUUUAUAGCUGAUAUGAAACAGUCUGUUUUAGGGACAUCUCUUUGGAAAGUGUUAUUUAUAUAUUCAAAGUAAUAUUCAUAACACUAACCUGCUUUGACUGUAUUCAGCAAAAGGCAAUUUCAUCAUUAGUUUCAUAGUAAACUUUCUAAAGAUUCCAAUUCGAAAAUGCUUGAGAACAUUAACUUUAUUCUUGUUUUAAACUCUCUGAUCUAAUAAAUUUCUUUGAUAGUCUUUUUUGUAGACUUAAGUUAUCCCUUACUAAAAGUAAUUAUACUAAAUCAUUUGUCAGUUCUUUAAGGUAGUCAGACAUAUGAGACAAGAAAGCUGUCUUUUAGAAUAGUCUAGUACCUUUCUUAAACAGUAUUGGUUUCAUUUAGAUAGUUGCAAAGCCAACAAAGCAUGUCAGUUUUAAUGCCAACUUUACUUGGCAUUUAAGACAGUUUGCAUUUGUAAAAAGUUUCACCGGAAUUACCCCUGCGUCUCUGUAGAGGAGAAUUGUUAGUAACAUCAAGAGUCAGGCUGCUUCAAGUGACCAAUGCUGAAAUUCCAGCAAAAGCCACCAAUUUCAAGUAACUAAACUGUGGCCUACUACUUUGCAUCAAGUUCAAUAAAAAUAUCUAUGAAAUCGAUAAGCCAUAAUUCAGCUACCAAUAAAGUUGGUUUUUAGCAUAUGUUCUACCCUAAAUUAACCAAAGGACUUUUUAUUUUGUGUACUCCAUGUUUAAGCAUAAAGAAGUGUUGUGCUUGAUAUGGAGAGAGAAGAAAUACUAUGUUAAUUUCAUUGUUAUUUCAGGUCUGUUUCAAUCUAAACUACUGGGUUGUCUGAACAUAACCAAACAAUGUUAUUAGGUAGUAGGGUCAUCUUAAAAAUGCUUAAUUUUAAUAAUUUUUUAUUCAGAGAAUCUAGGGAUUGUUAGGAUAAUUCAAAUAUUUCUGAUAUGGCACAGAGGAAGUGGAAACUGGUACAUAAUGGGGGAAGCAAAAUUAGCUCGGAUUAAAGUGGACAUGUUUUGUUUCAAGAAUUCUACCUAAAUGUCACCCUAUCCACAGAAACUAGUAUUACUUGAAGAUGUGAAAGUUCCUGUGGUAGCCAUACCUUGAAGCACAGUAUUGUAUAUAAGUAAAUAUCUUGAUUCUAAAUUAAAUCCAGAUUUAACUAAUAUAUAUUAUUUUAUAUCUUUGUUGUAUUAAAAUGUUUUAAAACACUAAAAAUAAAACAUUUGAAAGUUGGAUUACAGUCUCUUAUUUAACUGUCUUUGCAGCUGGGCUAUUUUUUAUACAGUGAAUUUUUAUUUUUCCAAAUGAUUGGGCCCUGCAACUCUAAAUCCUAAUGUAGUAUCUAGUCCCUGGCAUUUUCUAAUUCUUAGUUGUCUGUUAGAUAAGCCAUUUUCCCUUUCCCCUUUCUUUUCUGUAAACUAGGAAAGAAAAGUGAUCUUCCUGAGGGUAUUAGAAUAAUUGUAGAUUAAGUUGAGAGGGAGGCAAGAAAAACAAAUCACUACUUAUUCCUGGACGCAUUAAAGUUUUUGUUUUUUAUUUUAAUUGUAGAUUAUAUAGGAAGAUGCCAUCAUCCUGUUAGAUCAGCUUUGGAGAUAACGAUGAACAGGAAAGGGAAGUAGUGGUUAGGGUAGCCCAGAAUCACAGAGUAGUGGGAACACUACUAAGCACUGUCACAGGUGUGGGAACAGAUGAGCUUAAUUUACAACUGAACUUGCCUUCAUGAUGACUGCUAACUGUAUGUAGCCUGUCUGGUGCUGGUCCCAGCACGUCUUUCUCUCCGGAACUCUGGGAAAGAAUAGUCCAGAACAGACCUAGAGGCUGCUUGGUGGGAUAGAAAAUGCACAGGAGUUAGUUAGAAUCUGAGGACCUGGGCAUGAGUUACAUCUCUGCCACUGAAUAAAUUGGGCUUUUUCUUCCAGCCCCACUUAACCUUAUGUGUAAAAUGGGUUAAGGGGUGCCUACCUCAUAGGUUGUAUUAAGGGCCAGAUUAUGAAAAUACUGUAGCCUUGUUGGCCCAGUAUCUGGUACAUACUGCUGAAAUAGUAGUUGAAUCUAGGUCAAGAAAAUAGGGCUUAUGCGCCCAGGGAUUUAAUAAUCUGGCUGGCAAGGUGACUUUAAAAGGUAGCUAACAGCAUUCAUUGAUGGAAUAGACCAGUAGUUUUAAAACUGCUUGGCUGGCAGCAUUUGAGAUCUUAUUCCCUGGCAUGUGUGGUCAGUUUGACUCAAACGCUUAUAAAAGUUCUUUACAGGUUUGAACGUUUCUUAUGUUGACAUGGGUAAGAAUAUUUUCCCAUUUAUUUGUAUUUCUUCCUACAUGAAUUAUGGGUCCAUGUUAUUCAUCAAUUUUUUUCUGUUAAGAGUUUAAUGAUUUUCUUAAUAAUUUGCCUGAGCAUUUUAUAUAUUAAGGAUAUUAACUCUGUCAUAUUGGGGACAGAUAA
Molecule: messenger RNA, 6939 nt
Organism: Rhinolophus ferrumequinum (greater horseshoe bat)
Lineage: Eukaryota; Metazoa; Chordata; Mammalia; Chiroptera; Rhinolophidae
Gene: SAMD8
Product: sterile alpha motif domain containing 8
Exons: 6
Coding region: 1-1437 (478 amino acids)
Biological process (GO): ceramide biosynthetic process
Cellular component (GO): Golgi membrane; endoplasmic reticulum membrane
Molecular function (GO): protein binding; ceramide cholinephosphotransferase activity; sphingomyelin synthase activity
Source: RefSeq, a predicted model, not a curated record